Molecule: messenger RNA, 5763 nt
Organism: Talpa occidentalis (Iberian mole)
Lineage: Eukaryota; Metazoa; Chordata; Mammalia; Eulipotyphla; Talpidae
Gene: SLC12A4
Product: solute carrier family 12 member 4
Exons: 24
Coding region: 2384-5293 (969 amino acids)
Biological process (GO): potassium ion homeostasis; chloride transmembrane transport; cell volume homeostasis
Cellular component (GO): membrane
Molecular function (GO): potassium:chloride symporter activity
Source: RefSeq, a predicted model, not a curated record
GAUUAUGAUCCUUCUUGGUGGGGACUACAGAGGAUCAGGGGUGACAAAAACAGUGAGCUUCAUGACUAUCUCCUGGGGUACCUCACCCUGGGAUCUGAAUCUCAGGUCUCUGAGGGCUGUAAAUCAGUCUGCUCAUACUACCUGUUCAGGGCUGAGAACAAGGGGUGGGGAGGUUCUAAGAGAGGCACCCCAAGCAGACAAUGGUGAGCAUGGGGUUCAGCUACAUCCCCAGCUGCAGGUGGCAUGUUUCCAUGGCCGCCGGCAGCACCACAUAUAUACAUGUCCCUCACAUACAGCCCCCCCAGGCCCAAGCUAUACUUGGGGGCUACCAGGGGUCUCAGGUGGUAUCUGAGCAACUUCAGCUUAGCAGGCAGGCCCGGACCUGCCCAGAAAUUUUUGGAAUAGCUGGAAGCAGUACAAACACACAGCUACUGCUUAGACACCCCUUCCUGCCCCCCACAUUCCCAUAGUUCUUUGGGAAUUGCCCUUAAACGAGGCUUUGGGGAACACUAAAGAGUGCCUGGCACCAGAUUGUCCCUUUCCAGUGCAUUUGGGAAUUUGGAAGAGAGGGUGUUCCUAUCUCAACUUUAUCGAAGAGGAAACCAAGGCAGCACAGAAAGGAUAAGUAAGUUGUCCAGGGUCACACGGGGAAGGCCAGGGAUCCAAGCCAGGCUGCCAGCCUUCUUUCUGAGCAUCAAGAGCCAAACUGCAAACCCCAUAUAGUCUUCUGUAGUUUAAGGCUCGUGCUGCAUCCCUGGGUGCAUCCUGGGAGGGAUUGGGACCCAGAGGACAAGUUGGGAACCUGUAGCUUAGCAACUAUACCUGGCUCUGGUGUAUCCUGAGACCCAGGUUUGCCCCUUCUCAUCGGAUGACCGUGCCUCUGAAUCUUUACUUUCCGUGUUACUAAGUGGGUCUGUAGUAUCUGCUGGAAUGUUGCUGUGAGCAGUACCUGUGAGGCAACCGUUGGGAAGUCUCUGCCCUGGAGUUAUGACUGAAGGGACAAAGGACUGGCUAGGUCUUGGAAGACCAUCCAGAGGCAUUUUGGGGCAACUGCUGUGUGCUUACCUUCAUGAUUUCUAUAUACUAGUGUGGUCUUCUCAGAUAAGGCAAUAAUGAUGGCGCAGGGUGCACUACAUGAGUUUAGAAUAUUUAUAACUUAUUUCUGACCUACUUCCACAAAAGGAUUGGAAGAGAGAUGCAAUAAAAGUGCCUCCACGUAGGAUUGCUACUGUUAGAAAUAUCAGAACCAUGUACAGAAAAGGGACAAGGACUCAGAUGAGGCAGGUGGUAACUGCAUAUCAGGCGUUAAUUUACCUUGGAGAUUCCUGGAACUCAAGGCAGAAAGAAAUAAGAUAUGCUCUAUAGCCGCCAUUUUCUGACAAAGCAUCUGACUUACUCAGGGGAGACACUUUUUGGUCACAAAAAUCCAAGAGUAAUUUUUAGAGGUUUCUCACUGAAGGCUGUCUUUGCAACAGACAAUGUUACUGGGUUAUCAGAUUUUUCUUGUAGCUCUUUAUUCUGACCCUGAACAAGCAUCAAGGCACAGCAGAUGUCAUCAAGUGUCAAGAAGGACAUGCAUCAUGGAUUUCAUGAGGCUUUACCAUUGCUGGAUGGGCUAGUGACCCUUUUGGUGUAGCUCACUCUGUAAGCUACCUGGCCCACUAAGCUAGUCCAAUUUACCAGAUGAGGUGUUGUGGGGGGAAAAGGCUGACUUUGUCUUGGACUUGUCAUCAGGACGCCUUACCUAUCAGUCUUCUUCGGAAAUAAAGACUCCAUAGAACAGCACCUGCUCAGUGCUUGUUGGCUCAGAGAAGGCAAGAUAAGUCUCAUACGGUUGGCAAGACGUCAGAUGGAGGAGGAAGCAUCAUUCAGCAUUCUUUGCUGCAAAGCAAGGGAAAUGAAUUGUGGGCUAUUUAAACAGAAACGGUUGGCAGGUAGCUCUCACAAAACCAGGCCUGGUGGGUACAUAGCCAGAAUACUCUGCUAGUCUGAGUAGGUGAUGACACUAAGGUUACCACCUCCAUUGUUGGACACCAGGCCAACACUGCUGCCACAGUCGCUGCCAUCCAACACCACCUGGCUCCUCUGGACCAAAAUGCCAGUUCCCAAGUUGCUGUGAAGCCCUAAGCCAGUGCCACAGUUGCCAGGACAUGGUAACCACAGAGAGAGCAGCCCUUUCCUGUGUUCCUUGGAGAGUUCCAGAGGAAGUGACUACUAUGACAGGAACCUGGCACUGUUUGAGGAAGAGCUGGACAUCCGCCCAAAGGUAUCAUCUCUCCUGGGCAAGCUUGUCAGCUACACCAACCUCACACAGGGUGCCAAGGAGCAUGAGGAGGCUGAGAGUGGGGUGGGCACCCGCCGGAAAGCAGCCAAGGCACCCAGCAUGGGCACCCUCAUGGGAGUGUACCUGCCCUGCCUGCAGAAUAUCUUCGGGGUCAUCCUCUUCCUGCGGCUGACCUGGAUGGUGGGCACCGCUGGUGUGCUGCAGGCCCUCCUCAUUGUGCUCAUCUGCUGCUGCUGUACCCUGCUGACGGCCAUCUCCAUGAGUGCUAUCGCCACCAACGGCGUGGUUCCAGCUGGGGGCUCCUAUUUCAUGAUCUCCCGCUCACUGGGACCAGAAUUUGGAGGUGCUGUGGGCCUGUGCUUCUACUUGGGAACAACAUUUGCAGCAGCCAUGUAUAUCUUAGGAGCCAUUGAGAUCUUGCUGACCUACAUUGCCCCACCAGCUGCCAUUUUUCACCCAGCCAGCACUCACGACACAUCGAGUGCCACGCUGAACAAUAUGCGGGUGUAUGGGACCAUUUUUCUGACCUUUAUGACCCUGGUGGUGUUUGUUGGUGUGAAGUAUGUAAACAAAUUUGCCUCCCUCUUCCUGGCUUGUGUGAUCAUCUCCAUCCUCUCGAUCUACGCUGGCGGCCUCAAAUCUAUUUUUGACCCUCCUGUGUUUCCGGUAUGCAUGCUGGGCAACAGGACCCUGUCCCGGGACCAGUUUGACAUCUGUGCCAAGACGACCGUGGUGGACAAUGAGACCAUGGCCACCCGGCUGUGGAGCCUCUUCUGCCUCAGCCCCAACCUUACUGCUGAUUCCUGUGACCCCUACUUCCUGCUCAACAAUGUGACUGAGAUCCCUGGCAUCCCCGGUGCAGCUGCUAGUGUGCUCCAGGAAAACCUGUGGAGCACCUACCUGGAGAAGGGUGAGGUUGUGGAGAAGCACGGGCUGCCUUCCACAGACGCCCUUGGCCUGAAGGAGAACCUGCCGCUGUUCGUGGUAGCAGAUAUUGCCACAUCCUUCACCGUGCUGGUCGGAAUCUUCUUUCCCUCUGUAACAGGCAUUAUGGCCGGCUCAAACCGCUCUGGGGACCUCCGAGAUGCCCAGAAGUCCAUCCCAGUAGGGACCAUUCUGGCCAUCGUUACAACCUCCCUCGUGUACUUCAGCAGCGUGGUCCUCUUUGGCGCCUGCAUCGAGGGUGUGGUGCUGCGGGACAAGUACGGCGACGGCGUCAGCAGGAAUCUGGUGGUAGGCACACUGGCCUGGCCUUCACCCUGGGUCAUUGUCAUCGGCUCCUUCUUUUCAACCUGCGGCGCCGGCCUGCAGAGCCUCACUGGGGCACCUCGCCUGUUGCAGGCCAUCGCCAAGGACAACAUCAUCCCCUUCCUCCGGGUUUUUGGCCACGGGAAGGCAAAUGGUGAACCAACGUGGGCCCUCCUCCUGACGGCACUCAUCGCUGAGCUGGGCAUCCUCAUUGCCUCCCUUGACAUGGUGGCCCCCAUUCUAUCCAUGUUCUUUCUGAUGUGUUACUUGUUUGUGAACCUGGCCUGUGCUGUGCAGACGCUCCUGAGGACCCCCAACUGGCGGCCACGGUUCAAGUACUAUCACUGGACACUGUCCUUCCUGGGCAUGAGCCUGUGCCUGGCCCUUAUGUUUGUCUCCUCCUGGUAUUAUGCCCUGGUCGCCAUGCUCAUCGCGGGCAUGAUCUACAAGUACAUCGAGUACCAAGGGGCUGAGAAGGAGUGGGGUGAUGGGAUCCGAGGCCUGUCCCUAAGUGCUGCCCGCUAUGCACUGCUGCGGCUUGAAGAGGGGCCUCCGCAUACCAAGAACUGGCGGCCUCAGCUGCUGGUCCUGCUGAAGCUGGACGAGGACCUUCACGUGAAGUACCCGCGGCUCCUCACCUUUGCUUCCCAGCUUAAGGCUGGCAAGGGCCUGACCAUCGUCGGUUCUGUCAUCCAGGGCAGCUUCUUGGAGAGCUAUGGCGAGGCCCAGGCCGCUGAGCAGACAAUCAAGAACAUGAUGGAGAUUGAGAAAGUGAAGGGCUUCUGCCAGGUGGUGGUAGCCAGCAAGGUGCGUGAGGGGCUAGCUCACCUCAUCCAGUCUUGCGGCCUGGGCGGCAUGAGGCAUAACUCCGUGGUGCUCGGCUGGCCCUAUGGCUGGCGGCAGAGUGAAGACCCACGUGCCUGGAAGACUUUUAUUGACACUGUGCGCUGCACCACGGCUGCCCACCUGGCCCUGCUCGUGCCCAAGAACAUCGCCUUCUACCCCAGCAACCACGAGCGCUACCUGGAGGGCCACAUCGACGUGUGGUGGAUUGUGCAUGACGGCGGCAUGCUCAUGCUUUUGCCCUUCCUGCUGCGCCAACACAAGGUGUGGAGGAAAUGCCGGAUGCGCAUCUUCACAGUGGCGCAAAUGGACGACAACAGCAUCCAGAUGAAGAAGGAUCUGGCCGUCUUCCUGUACCACCUGCGCCUCGAGGCGGAGGUGGAGGUGGUAGAGAUGCAUAACAGCGACAUCUCCGCGUACACCUACGAGCGAACUCUGAUGAUGGAACAGCGGUCCCAGAUGCUGCGGCAGAUGAGGCUGACGAAGACGGAGCGGGAACGGGAAGCCCAGCUGGUCAAGGACCGGCACUCGGCCCUGCGGCUGGAAAGCCUGUACUCGGACGAGGAGGACGAGUCCACGGCUGGGGCCGACAAGAUCCAGAUGACGUGGACGCGGGACAAGUACAUGGCGGCCGAGCCCUGGGACCCCAGCCACGCCCCUGACAACUUCCGGGAGCUGGUGCACAUCAAGCCGGACCAGUCCAACGUGCGCCGCAUGCACACCGCGGUGAAGCUCAACGAGGUCAUCGUCACGCGCUCGCACGAUGCCCGCCUGGUCCUUCUGAACAUGCCCGGCCCACCCAAGAACAGCGAGGGUGAUGAGAACUACAUGGAGUUCCUGGAGGUGCUGACUGAGGGCCUCGAGCGGGUGCUGUUAGUUCGCGGCGGUGGCCGUGAAGUCAUCACCAUCUACUCCUGAGUCCAGUGCAGACGUGUGGCCUAGCGUGGAGGUGUCCAGGGUAACAGCUUCCUCCCAUCAUCUCCCCCACCCCUGUGCCUGGGCAGCCCUGGACCCAGCUCGGCUUGGUCUCCACAGAGCCUGGACCUGGGCCUGGCGAUGGAAAUGAAUCGGAGGUCCAGCAGGACCCUGAGGCUUGGGGGCUUUGUCCGUCAGCACCCUAGAAGGGCCGCUCUGACCGGAGACUGGUGGGGACUUACGCGGGGUUGAAGGCAGCCGGCCCAGGAGCGCUAUUUAUUGCAUAUUUAUUGUUUGGAUGUCACCACCAGAGAGAGGGGGAGAGGCAGUACGGGAGGGGGGUCUGACCCAGCCUCCCUGCAGGAAGACCUGGCUCAGGCUACUGUGGGCAGGGAUCCCCACCAGGCUGAGCAAAAUGGAGCCGGCCAGCCUAGGCCUGACUUUUUUCAAUAAAACAUUGUGUUCUUCUGGGC